CCCUUCACAGAGGCUGCAGGGUCUCUCUUCUACCCCUGCCCUGAGGAGGGGGGGAACGCUGGCCUUCUCUCGUUCACUAAGUGGAGACAGCACCGGAGAGGGAGGGUCAGGACAGAAUCCCCCACAGAAGAAAAAGGUGUCUUUACUGGAGUACAGGAAACGUCAGCGAGAGGCGCAGCGCAGCGGCUCCAAAAUGGAAUGCGGCUCGCCUGUCUCUACAACACCUACCCUGGUGGAGAUGUUCCCUCUGCCCAUGGAGACUACUCAAGAGCCUCCACCCCUGGCUCCUGCUCCGGACCAAGCUCCAGUGGCCCCCACCCCGCCUGAGUCAAAUGACCCCCAGCCCAGCGAGGACACAGAGCCCCCUGUCGAGGGGGAGAGAGAGGGGGGAGAGGGACAGUGGACCUCGUCCACCUCGGUGGAGCAGGCAAGAGAGCGUGGCUACCACAGAGCCCUGUCGCUUAGUGACCACAGCAAGGACAAAGAUGGAGAGACCGAGGGCAGUGAGGCCCCAGUCAGCAGAGAUUGUUCAUCUCCUAGCCUGCAGAGGACCCCAACCCACACGCCGUGUUCUCCUGGUCCCAGCAGCCCGUCCCAGCCUGGCAGUCGCAUAGUGAAGGAGGAGGAGAGUGACAGCCGGCCUCGGACCCCCUCCCAGGCCGCCCCACAGCAGCCCAGCAAGCCUGCCGUACCCAAGACAGCCCCCCUGACCCCCACCAAGCUACACCCUGCUGCCCCCUACCCUGCCCCCUCACUCCUCCAUUCCCCCAAACCCCAGGCCCAGGGCUCCCCUUACCGCAGCCAGAGGGCCUUCCUCUUUGCUCCUCCUCAGUCCCAGCCACAGGCUCAACCAGGGCUGCCCCCCUUCUCCCAGUACAGCCCACAGUCCGCUCCACCUCCCCCUCCUCCACCAGCACCUCCAGCCUCAGCGGCCUACUUCUCCAGCCAGUCAGCCCCCGCCGUGGGAUCCUUCCCUGGGUUCAAGCCUGCAGUGACGUCCCCAUUCCCCCUGGAGCCCAGCCCCUCCUGCAGACUCUUCCUCCCCACGCCCUGCACUACCAGAGCUCUACCACUCCCCCCUCCUCCCCCUCCCCCACCACAACACCCUGGGCCCAGCCCGGCCCUGCUACACGUUAACCUGCAGCCUCCUCCUGUCCAACAGCACCAGCUCCUCCUGACCACAUCCCCCAGUCCUCCCUCCCUCCUCCUCCGCCCCCUCCCCCACAGGGCCAGACCCACCAGCUGCAGCAGCCCAGUGCCAGCACCCUCCUGUCACUCAACCAGGGCUUGCCUCUUCCUCCACCCCCACCCCCCUCCUGCCUCCUCCACCGGUGUCCCCAUGCAAGUGCAGGCCCCUCACCACUUUCAGAACUUGGGGGCUUUCCAACCCCGCUGAUGCACACCGGCGGCACAGCUAACCCCUCGGUGCCCCCUCCACCUACCCCCGCCCCACCAGCAGACUGGACUGCCCCCCUCCUCCCCUCCCCAGCAGCAGACUCAGCCGGCCCAGGCCGUGCCCACCGCCACUCAGAUGCCCAGUGGAACUGGUGGGGCCCCUGCGUCCCCCGCCCCCUUUCACAACGCUGGGUACCUGGGCACGGGGUGGCACUGACCGCCUCCAUGCAGGCCUCCCCCUUGGCCCUGCCAGCCCCUGUGAACUCACUCUGAGAGGAGCUUGAUGACAGACAGCGGAACACAACAAGCAACAAAAGCUGUAAAUAUUUUCUAUGUACCUGAACACAUGGCCAAUGGAAAAACAGGAGAACGUGGGAUAAAGGGGUGCUUUUUAAAGGACAAACUGAAAACAAGGACCGUGAAACAAUCUUAUUAAGAGACUUUGUGUUUGAAAAUGGAUGAUUCCCCCGGUGCUCAUCCCACUCUCUCUCCGACGUCCCUCCCUCUGUUUUCUUUUGAAUUUCCCUCCUGUGGCGGAGAGAGUGCCUGACCGUCUGACCGUCUGUCUGUUUUGGACUUCUAUUGUAAGGUCCCGCACUUUCUGUAUCAAUGUACAUUCCAGCCUCCACCCCCCUUCGUCAGUUAGUCCGCCUUUCACUUCUACUUCUCUUUGUCUAUUGUCUGCUCUUCUACACCGUUUAUUCGUUUUAUCUAGUGGCUCAUUAUAGCAAACAGAAAGCUUUUUGUAUAGAGAAAAAAUAGUUAUUAUUAUUUUUAUUCCUCUGUGUAACAAAUAUCUGUGCACCGCUGCAGUGAUUCAGAAUGCUGUUCUGGGAGCCCGCUUCACUGCCCCAGGAGACUGCACUCGUGUGUGUGUGUGUGUGUGUGUGUGUGUGUGUGUGUGUGUGUGUGUGUGUGUGUGUGUGUGUGUGUGUGUGUGUGUGUGUGUGUGUGUGUGUGUGUGUGUGUGUGUGUGUGUGUGUGUGUGUGUGUGUGUCCUGUGUCCUGUGUCCUGUGUCCUGUGUCCUGUGUGUCAGUGGGAGAAAGGGAAGUGAUAGACAGUAAGAGUGAUGGUGUGAAACGAGUGCAGUAGUCCUCUGUGGUAGCCAGAGUGAGGUCUCACCCGUAGGUAGGACGUUAGCGGUUUAUUUUUGAAUAUCAAUGGUUAUUUGUAGAAAUUGUAAUUUAAUGUAUAGGUGGUUACUCCAGCUUUCCUCCGGAAACAGGUUGUAUAUAUUUGCUUCUUUUCUUUCCUAUGCUUGUACAAUUGGCUCCCAUCCCAUUUUGGAAUCUGGUUGUAAAUACGAGCGCUCUUCUUGGCAAAGAUGAAUGUUUCUGUGACAAUAGCACUUUUUAUUUAGUUUUUCCUCUCUGGACUAUUCAGUGUAGUCUUUUAUUAUUUGUGUGUGCGUGUGAGUAUGUUUGUGCAGAGGAGAGAGACUCAAACACUGCACUGGUUGGCUAUUUUCAUGGUUCAUUAUAAUAAAUCACUGUAAUGACAGUUUUAUACCA
This is a messenger RNA of Oncorhynchus gorbuscha (pink salmon), 2907 nucleotides long. RefSeq names its product vegetative cell wall protein gp1-like. The coding region runs from base 194 to 1396 and encodes 400 amino acids. The transcript is spliced from 4 exons. NCBI's taxonomy places the organism in Eukaryota, Metazoa, Chordata, Actinopteri, Salmoniformes, Salmonidae. The record is from RefSeq and is a predicted model, not a curated record.